This is a messenger RNA of Dothidotthia symphoricarpi CBS 119687, 1965 nucleotides long. RefSeq lists its product as uncharacterized. The transcript is spliced from 2 exons. The record is from RefSeq and is a predicted model, not a curated record. Bases 1 to 1965 code for a protein of 654 amino acids. Gene Ontology annotation, biological process: carbohydrate metabolic process. NCBI's taxonomy places the organism in Eukaryota, Fungi, Ascomycota, Dothideomycetes, Pleosporales, Dothidotthiaceae.
AUGAGGCGCUCCAAUGCAUUGGUUCUCCUCUCAACCUCCCUUUUGGGUCAAGCACACGCUCUUCUCGAUGCAGAUGCACUAGCGACGCAAUAUUUCGGUAACGACGCGCCAUGGUACCGUAAUCGUAUCCCCUUCUUCGAAUCUAGUGACAAAGACAUCACCGACGUCUACUACUACCGCUGGAAAGUCUUCAGAGCCCACCAGCGCGAUUUGGGUGCUGAUGGCUUCAUCUCGACGGAAUUCCUUGACGAUGUUGGCUGGCAGACCGCACCUUAUGCGUCCUUGAACGAUGCAACCGGAUUUCACCUCCUUGAAGGGCGUUGGCUACGCGAUCGACGCUUCAAGGAGGACUAUGCAACUUUCAUGUACAGCUCCAAGAGCAAUACCCGCCAGUUCUCUGAGAGUAUGGCCACAUCCGUCUGGCAGGGAUAUCUGGUCGAUGGCGUUGCGUCAGACGCCGUAUCCCGACUCGAUGCCAUGCAGUCUGUAUUCAAUGCGUGGGUGGAUGCGUACGAUACGUCAAAGAGCCUUUAUUACGUCGAACCUAUCCGCGAUGCAACCGAGUACACUAUCUCCAGUAUCGACGCAUCGAACGGUGUCGAUGGCUUCUUCGGGGGCCUUGCUUUCCGACCGAGUAUCAACAGCUUCCAAUACGCCAACGCAAAAGCCAUCUCGAGCCUGGCAGGAUUGAAGGGUGGGUUGGCCAGCGUUGUCACAUCAUUCGACUCGAAAGCAGCGGCACUCAAGACACGAGUGCAAGAGUCGCUCUGGAACUCAACCUUCUCGCACUUCAUAGACCGCUACCAAGUCGACAACGAUUACGUAAAGUACUGGACCUUCAUUCGGGGCCGCGAACUCGUCGGCUACGUGCCCUGGACGCAUGACUUGCCAGACGAUGCGACUAAUUAUGCGCAAGCCUGGAAGCACAUUCUUGACACCAGUCAGCUUGCUGGCCCUCAUGGACUGCGCACCGUUGAGCCUAGCUACCAGUAUUACAUGCGUCAAUACCGGUAUGAGGGAACAUCACCCGAAUGUCAGUGGAACGGGCCAGUGUGGCCAUUCCAGACUACGCAGGUGCUCACCGGACUUGCGAACUUCCUUGAUCACUACAGCAAAGGUGCAGCCACUGGUGUGAUUACCACUGCAGAUUAUACGCGUCUUCUCAAGCAGUACGCUCUACUUCACUACAACCCUAAUCGCGGCGGUAUCUUGGAUCUCGAGGAGGAUUAUUACCCAGACACCGGAGCACCUAUCGUUGGUCUCAAACGCUCGCUUCAUUAUUUCCAUUCUGGCUACGUGGAUCUCGUCCUCAAUGGUCUCGUGGGUAUUCGCCCCAGUGCGAAAGAUAUCCUCGAGGUCAAUCCUGCUGCAAGCGCAUCCUCCAUCUCUUACUUCCGUGCUGACCGUAUCCUGUACCACGGACACGAAAUCGCCGUGCAAUGGGACGCAACUGGCUCGCGUUACGGCUCCGCUGGACUCAAGGUUUUCGUCGAUGGCAACCAAGUGGCUUCGUCUGCGACACUAAGUCGCCUUCAAGUCUCUGUGUCUCGCGUCGCCCCUCCGGCCAUCACUCGCCGAAUUGCGAAAUCCAUCCAGCUGAGCGAUAGCACUGCAUUCCCUAAAGGUAGCGCCUCCGAACCCAAUGUCGACGUACGAUCCCUAUACGGUACCAUCGACGGUCGCAUCUGGUUUUUCCCCCAGACUGAGGUUGCCAACGGAUGGAGCACGCCAGCUGGAAAUGGUACUGAACUAUGGUAUCAAAUUGACUUUGGUGCGAACACGACGAUUGCUAGUGCUGAGCUCGCCUUCUUCGUCGACUCGAGUCAAGGGUUCGAUGUUCCGUCAAAGUACCGCAUACAAUCCAACGUUAAUGGCUCGUGGGUCGAUGCUUCUGGAGCAAAGUAUGCGACCGCAGUGGCCAAUGGUAUCACGGCCGCGAGCUGGACGUCGGCAACAAGCACUUAA